AUGACUUUCGGUACACAUCAACAACAAAACCCAAAACUUUUGAAAUCUCUUUCAGAUGACGCUGCUCGAUUGAAUGCCUACUGGAACUACCGGGAUCAUACGGCUCCAGAGUUAAGAGAGCCUGGAUGUAUCAAACGACAACCAGGCAGGUUAGGUUGUGAUUUUAAAGAAAACGGCACUGAAUUCAAAAUAGCAAUACUGGGUAGCAGCUACGCUAAGAACCACCAUAAGAUGAUUAUUCAAGAGUGUAGACAUCGGGCGAGCACUAUUUCAAUGGCUGAUGUCACAGGUUGCGAACCACUUGCUGCUCCUAGGAAGCCUGUUGAUAAUGGAAAGUUCUCAACAGAUUGGACACAAGAAUGCUCGAGUAGGUUGGAAGAAUUCGUGGAGUUUAUCAAUGAGACUCAACCGGAUUAUGCAUUCAUGAUGACUAGAUGGUUCGCCGUAGCAGAACCAUAUGAUAAUGGGCCGGAUAAUUUGAAUAAUGAUACAAUUUAUUUGGAAAUGAGGGAUCAAUUAAGAAAAAUGCUUCCGAAUAUCAAAAGGAAGUUGUUCAUUUUGGAUUCGUUCCCGAGAAUUCAUCCGGAAGGAAUUGAGAAUAUUGCAAGAGAAAUGAAGGAGGGAAAAAAGACAAUGGAGGAAAUCAAUAUGUCGUUGUACGAACCGAAACAAUUUGAAUGGGGACGUCGUCGUCAUGCUGAAUUGGUAAAAAAUGAAUGUGGAUCAAAAUGUGAACUGAUUGACUACGUGGAUGCAUUCUGGAACCAAACAAUGAAUACGUUUCAGUUUUUUGAUUCCAAAGGAUUCUUGUAUUUCACAACUACUCUUCAUGUUUCUGCUCAUGGAAUUGAACAUGUUCGACCUAUUUAUACAAAGAUUUGUGCGGGUGCAACAAAGACUUAUUCCACUGGAUUAACACUGGCUUAUGUUUCAAAUGGUUACUGUAGUCGUUUCGGACCAAGAACGUGUUAUGUGGCAUACAGCCUGAUGCUCCACUUCCUGUCUCACUCCCUAUGGUCCCUUCUACUCUCCUUUUCCUAUCGCUACUAUAUUCUCUUCAAACCUGCUCCGACUCGAAAAACUCUAGUCAUUAUUCUUUGUGUGAUCUAUAUUCCAUCACUAUUCCAGUGGGUUUCUUUCCUCUGGGCUCAAGACGAUCCAGAAGAGCUCAGAGAAAUUUUGCACGAGGCAUUCCCAUCGUACAACUUGACUGGUCAUACUGUAACCGGAACCAGCAACAUCCUCUGCUUCUCUGCUUUGUACACAAUUCUCCACAUGACUAUCCCAAUCACCCCUGUCUAUAUUUGUAUUCUGAUUUUGAGAAGAAAAAUAAUAUCGAGGUUGAGCUUCCAAGGAGUCAAUAUUACUAAGGAUACGAAGAAUUUGCAUUCUCAGUUGUUGAUGGCCCUCGCGUAUCAAGCCGUUAUCCCUGGUUUCUAUCUCUUCAGUAUUGCUUCAUAUGCCAUCGGACAGUUCGGAAUCUACAAUCACCCUGCUCUCGAAUACUUCACGUUUUCCUCAUUCCUUCUGAUUCCAUUCUUAUCCCCACUAGCUUCUUUCAUUUUCGUAACACCUUAUCGUAAAUUUAUCAAGCAUUCGUUCUUCAAAAUGGCUAAUGUUGAACCGGGAGAAACAUCAUCGACCCCUCAAAAUUACACCAGUCAUAUUCAUGUCAUCGGAUAA
Messenger RNA from Caenorhabditis briggsae, 1683 nucleotides. The record is from RefSeq and is a predicted model, not a curated record. Lineage: Eukaryota; Metazoa; Nematoda; Chromadorea; Rhabditida; Rhabditidae. The transcript is spliced from 7 exons. The coding region runs from base 1 to 1683 and encodes 560 amino acids.